Eriocheir sinensis (Chinese mitten crab) is the source of this 3154-nucleotide messenger RNA. RefSeq lists its product as uncharacterized. The coding region runs from base 254 to 2761 and encodes 835 amino acids. The transcript has 9 exons. The record is from RefSeq and is a predicted model, not a curated record. NCBI's taxonomy places the organism in Eukaryota, Metazoa, Arthropoda, Malacostraca, Decapoda, Varunidae.
AUCGUACCCAGACUCUUAUAUUUAGCGACUUCCGACCCCAAACUGUCUCCUGGUCCCCAAUAACAAGAUUCAUUAAUACUUAUCGUUAAAAUAGUUAAUUCCUGAUGUUUCUUGGCUAUCGUUAUGCGUCAAAAACCGGUAAAUACGAUGCUAUGAGUACGAUAAUCUGGCAACGGUGGUGCAGACGACGGCCAGCUGUUGUUGUUGACAGGUGUGACGCCUCGCCGCCCACCCUCCUGCUGCACGCCCGGCCAUGGCUCGUGUGGGCGUCCAGCGGAAGCCUCGACAGCUGCAGAUCGUCACCCCCGAGGAGGAGCUGGAGAACCUCAAGAACGAGGUUGGGGUGCUGCGUCGAGCUGUGGAGAGCAAGAGUGCCGCUGUGGGUAUCUUGCGCUCCGAGCUGCAGGAGUGCCAGAAGGAACGCGACAAGUUCAGAACACUGGCGGAGCAGGGCGGCAGCUCCACCCUGCACCGCCCCCUACCACUUACCCCGGCAAAGGCGACACUGUCCGACCCUGGCCGCUCUGCCAUGCUCAGUGUGGGGGACGGCACCAGUCUGGCCCAGCUCCUUUGUCAGGCCAAGGAGGAGAGCCGUGCGCUGAGGCAGGAGGCGGCGGAGCUCAGAUGUAGACUCCACGACGCACAGGCCGACACAAAGGUCCUGCGGGAGGAGGUGCAGCGGUGGCGGGGGGGCGGGGAGGGUCGGCGUGGCAGCCAGGCCAACACGGCACUCACCCAGCUGGCCCUGCAGGAACGGGAGCGCUUCAUUUCGCAGAUGGAGGAGCUGAGUGCUAAGUGCCAGGCGUUGGAGGGGGAUGUCCGGGGGCUGGUGGAGGAGAGGGAGGAGUUGGUUCGGGAGCUGGACGCCACACACCACAAGCUACAUCGCCUCAACUAUAUCCUCAACACAAUCCUCAGCAGCCCCCACUACACCACCACCACCACCACCAACACCAGCACCGCCACGCCCACCCCACCCAAACGCAUCGUUGACCUCGACGCCAUCAUCACCGAAAACAGGUACUUGCAGCAGAGGCUGAAGCAGGCUGAGGAAGACGUGGCCUUGGCCCGGAGCAACUCAGCAAAAUACAAGUCAGCCCUAGAGAGGUGCCGGACACAGGGCUCCUUCAAGCUGGGUACAUCCGAGAACCUGAUUGUCACCCCAAAGCAAGUGAGUGAGCUUCUCCAGGAGUACCGUGGAGAGAUGGGCGGCUCGGCUGAGAAUGACCUGCGCUCGCUCUGUGUGGCACUGGUGGAUGCUCUUGGCCAGCGGUCCAGGGCACUCCGCACCCAGCGCUCUGCCAACAGAGUCUUGGUCGACCGGGUUAAUGAGUUGGAGCGGCGAUUGGUGGACAAUAGUGGGCAAGGCGGCCAGACAGGAGAUGCAGCGCCCCUCACAGACCUACCACUGGCCGCACGAGAGCUGAUGGAAGGGUACACGCCUCCUGCCGGCAUAGGGGGGUUGUCUUACGUGAAGGAGGAGGAUGCUUCACGUGACCCCAGGCUGGCGAAGUUCCUAGGGCCGCUCACUGCUCCCCAGCCUCCUUCACACACCAGGGACGCCGGUGAUGGGGAAGUGCAGAUGAAUGGGGUAAACGGGAAUGAGAUAAAUGUGAUCGCUGAGACUGAAAGGGAAAGCGUGGAUUUGAAUCUGACACACGUUCACAGUGGAAUGAGUGUGGAUGAGAUAAGUAGUAGUGAGGAAGAGAUUGAAGAGAAUGACCUACAAGAGGAAGAUGAGAGGGAUAUGAAGGAGAGUAGCCCGCUCCUUCCCAAUUUGCAGUGUUCCCAAGCUUCCGCAGAUGACACCCUUGAGGAAAUAGUGCCUCUGGACCAGUUGGACGCCUAUAUAAAGGAAAUGCACUUGAACAGACGGUGCACAGCCACUCAGAAGGGGAGGAAAGAGACGAAGAAAGGCAAGGAGGAGGAAGAGAAAAAGCGGGAAAAGAAGGGAAAAGAGGAGGAAAAACGAUGUGGAAAGGAAAGGAAAGAAAGGGAAGUGGAGAAGGAAGUUGUCGAGAGAGGAAGAACAGAAACGGAGAUGCAGAAGAGAGUGGACAAGAGAGAGCGGAAGGAAAUAAGAAGCCAGAGAGAAGCGGAUGGAAAGAAAAGUGCCGGAACGGAAGCGCAGGAAGAAACGGCAGGAACAAAAGAACAGAGGGAAGUCGAGAGAACGCAAGAAAAUAACACGUCAACCGCAGGGAAAGAAACCAAGAUGACGGCGGACUCCUCCACCACCUCGGUAGACAGAACGGAAGCGCAGGAAGAAACGGCAGGAACGAAAGAACCGAGGGAAGCUGAAAAUAACGCAUUGACCACAGAGAUGACGGCAGACUCCUCCACCACCUCGGUCGACGAUCUAGACAAAAAAAUUAACGAAAAGGAUUAUGACGAGAGCUUUGACGAAGAAACCAAUAUUACGGCAAACUCCUUCACCACCUCGGUAGACGAUAUAGACGACAAAAAGGAUUACGAUGAUGACGAGAGCUUUGACCUCGACCUCAGCGACUAUGACAGUGACAAUGACAAGCUUGACCUGGCGCUGGAGGAGUGGAGAAACGACUGCGGGGGAGGGAAACUUGUAGGCGAACCGAGCUCUCCAGCGAAGGGAAGGAAGAAGGAGCGAUUUAGACUGUGGAGGAAGGAGCCAAAGGAUAGCGGUGAUGACGUUGAGCUGCCGUCCGCCCUACAGGCCCUGCUGGACAAAGCCGCCGCCUCCGUGGACACUAGCGGUGACGGCAACGCUGGCUGGACAAUGUAAACACCCGCACCUCUACCUCAAGUUCAGGACAAUAUUACCACAUGAUUCAGUUAUUAUACAGAGGAAUAACAGACACCAGAAGACCUGUCGGUAUAUGGCGAGGGUGUCUGUUUACUACCGCUACAGGACAGAAUAGAUGAAGGCUCCUCCCCACCCACCUCUCCGUGCCAGCAGGAAAUAGUUAGAAGAGAACACCAUGUGCCUUUAAGGAAGAAAGGGACAUGGAAAUUUUACAGUAAAGAGAGAAAUAAGAGGAAAUUACUACCCUUAACUUACGCUACUGGUGACCUAAGCUGUGGGGGAAACUAUGUCUUCAGGUUGUACUCGUGCUGCCUGAGACAAAUGAAAGAGGGUCAGUAAACACUGUAUGUUGUUGAAUAAAAAAAUUAAAAA